Striga hermonthica is the source of this 1149-nucleotide messenger RNA. NCBI's taxonomy places the organism in Eukaryota, Viridiplantae, Streptophyta, Magnoliopsida, Lamiales, Orobanchaceae. The record is from the annotation of a GenBank genome assembly.
AUGGAAAGUCCCAACAAUGGUGGAAUACCAGAGGAUUUGUUACUCGAGAUUCUUUUACGGUUACCCGUGAAGGACCUAUUGCGAUUCAAAUCCGUCUGCAAGCGCUGGUACUCUAUUAUCCGAAGCCCGGAAUUUAUAAACCAACACUUUCGCCACAAAAGCAAUCGAGAAUCCCUUCUCAUUCGUCACUACAGAUACGACUUGGAGCAGUACGCUUUUGCCGUGUAUCUCGAUGAAAAUUUUUCGAAAUACGAAGAGCCCGAUAAUCUUCAGCUUCCCUGCACUGUCUCGGCCCUAAUGGGCCCCAUAAACGGCAUAUUUUUGGUUUCCGGCAUCUCGGGCCACAUGGCGUUCUUGAACCCUGCCACGAGACAGUUUAAGCCUCUCUCAUUGCUUUUGCCCAAUGUCCCGCCUUAUUUAUCUCUGUAUGACCAUUUGUUCGGGUUCGGUCUGGACCCGGUAAGUGGCUCGUACAAGGUUGUCUCGAUUCAGUACCAUUGGAAACGGGAGACUGAUAUGGCUCACCACCCGUGUAUAAUAUCCUUCUACACCUCGUCUAGUGAUUCUUGGAGGCAUUUCGAGGAUUCGGGUUUUGUUAAUUCGAGCCGCUGUGCGUAUAGGUCUUUAUGCAACACUUAUCUAAAAGGGUUUUACUAUUGGGUAAUGGAUAACUACAAGGAUGUUGCUAUUCUGGCUUUCGAUAUGAAAAACGAGAGCUUUACCGAAAUACAAGUUCCUGAUUGUAUUAAGAUUAAAGAAGGGGACCUUUCUUUGUACAGAGAUUCGUUAGCUCUGCUGACGUGUGAUUUGGAUAAUGUCGACAUAUGUGUUGAUGUUUGGGUGAUGGGUGGGAGAGAUGAAUGCUGGAGUAAAUGUUUGACGGUCGGGCCUUUUCAGGACAUUAGAUGGCCGCUCGGUUUCUGGAAGGAAAACGUGCUUCUGAUCGAAACUGAGAAUUCUGUGUUGACUAUGUAUGAUGUGAGUGCUCGGAAAUCGAGGACUGUGGAGACUCGGAGGAAAGAGAAUGGGUUUUUCAUUUGUUGGGUGUUUUCUUAUAAGGAAAGCCUCGUGUCGAUCGAAGGAGAAGGGGAAGGGUGCAGACUGUGGGAUGCUUCUUCUGAUUUUGUGAGGGAUUUUUUCAAGUCAUAG